CUGCAGUUCCUGCAAAACUUUUUCCGCUCCCCGUGCUGACCCCAAUCUAACUACACCCUAUGAGUAGAGAAGUCCCCUACGACAUCAAAUGUAUGAUUAUUUUCGUUGUGCCAGCAGUAUAAAGUAUUACCAGGCGUUUGACGCAUGUGUACUAGCAUGAUCGGUAAAAAACGUUGACCUCCGCUUGGAAGAUUCCUAACUUGGAUCCCAAUGUAAUUGUAAAGUCUUUCUUCCCACUCCCACUGCAUAUCAUCAAAAUGAACAAGUCCGCGUUGGCCGCCCUCGAUAAGAGGGACCACGUGGACCCGAGCUCGAAGCUCUCCCUUCCCGAGCAGGGCCGUCCGUUGUACGUUCUGGGUGCCGCCGCGAGCUUCUGCAAGGAGCCGAUAAAACCAACGCUUGAAUUUUCCUUCGAGAACCCGGAGUGUCGAUUGCACCUCUACCGCGUGAAGGUCGCCUCCCAUGGGAUCCGCCCGACCUGGCCCACGGACGAGAUGCUGGUGUACCUGGAUAGCGACCAGGGCGAUUUUUUGUUGGACGUUCACGAGUACAUCGACCAGAAAUCCGGAAAAUUCAAAGUCUUCGCGCAGGGCGAAUUUUGGAUCGUGGAAAAACUGUGCUUUCCGGGUGAAGAUGACGAGAUGGGUGUUGAACAAAAUGGCGAAAACAAGGAAGGGAAGAAUGGCGGAUCAACAAACAGCACAUCUGCAUCCGCGUCCUCAGCAUCGAAUGAACGACCGAAUAAUUAUGUUGAGAUGAAGCAGCGUCUUCCACCGCCUGAAAACAAGACUACCGAGGAAGAUUCCGCAACCACGGUUUCUCUCCUCACCUUUACCCUCGACGUCGUCACCAAAAUCGUCGACAACCGCCCCGGUUUCACCCGGGGGCACAAGGUCUUUCUUAACCCGUCUCUCCAAGAGAGGAGGAAUCAAUCCGCUUCAGGCUAUUUCCUGACUUUCAGUCGUCCGCGGUCGGAACCCGGGCCGGUAUCCUCCAUUGGGGACGGCGAUAGUACCUGGCUGGCCGAGAGUGACGAGGAGGAGUUUGAGGAUAUGAAGGAAGUAAUCGACGAACCGUUGGUGCACGCAACGUAUUUUGAAAACAUCGUCGACAUCUUCAAAGAGGGGCUAAAAGGCCCGGGGACGAGUGCAGCAGGAACGUCGGUUGGGAACAACUUGACCGCGUUUGACCAGGCCAACGCGAAUGCACUUGCCGGGGCGAACCGGGAGCAACUCGCCGGUAUGCUCAAAGCCGGUGGCGCGCGAUCGCCCGCGCCAUCCAGUAGCGCCGGAGAUCCCUCCUUUGCAGCGUUGUCGCCUACGACUUCACGGGAGGAGCCUGCGAAUAUUCAUAGGGCAGGCAACAAUCAUCAGCAAGUCUUCCCAGCAGCAGGAGGGCCUUCCCGUGCAACAGGAGAAGAAAGCACACGCACGACAGCCCAAACAAGUAGUGUACAAGAUAACAUGAAGAAAGACUCCUUCAUCCUUCAGCCCCUACAGAAAGCGAUGUCAACGCCGCACAACCUUGCCUUUCACCCCGACUCGCGAGGUCGAAUCGGCUCCCCCAAAGCAGACCAAUUUAGCGGCACGCAGUCCCCGGAUUCCGACCACAACGCGUCGAACGUUCUCUCCCGCUCCGGAUACGCCGCGCCGCCGCGUGCGCCUGGGCAGAUGAAGCCUGGACAACACCAACAACAAGCAGACAGAAUCUACUUCGCUCCCUCCGUCGACAAAAUCGAGGGGCUGAGACGGAAGCCGGAUCUGCUGGUUGAGAUUAACCCGGAUGCUGUGAAAGAUAAGCGCGUGCUAGUGGAUCGAAUCCACAAGUCCACCAUCGCGAUCGAGGGCGGGACCAUUAAAGCGUCGCAUUUGAAGAACAUCCAGCCCGUGCUACCGAACGACUUGCCGGAAGAUUUAAAAGCGGCGAUCGUCAACCCCUUCGACUUCGAGGCCGUGCCGAUCAUCGACUACAGCUUACCGAGAGAGAAGCUCUUACCCUUGUUGGGGAAAGCGGCAAAGGAAAUCGGGUUUUUCUACCUCGUGAACCACUCCGUCGAACCGGAGCUGAUGGACGCCGUGUUCAAGAACGCGCAAGUGUUUUUCGAUUUGUCCCAGAAAACGAAGGAAAAAUACCUGAUGAACCAAAGCGAGGCGAUGACGGGGUACUUCGGCAAGGGGAUGGAAAACCUGGACGAAGUGUACGACGAGGGCGAGGGGGCGCUGAGGAUACCGACCGAGACGUCAAAGGAAGUUGUGGGCGCGACUAGUGAUAGGGUCGUUUACGCCGGUACCACUGGAACAAAUGACGAGGACACGACUACCGCCAGUCAAGAUAAACCCAACGCGAACCCAGUGAAGGACGUGAACCCGCAGGAGCAGGUCCUUCCCCCCGUCGCGAGGCAGGAUUGCAAGGAAGGCUUCGAUAUGCAUUGCAAAAGUAUCGUACUCGGUCGUACUAAUUGCAAAUAUGCAUGACAAAAUAUUCGACCCCGGACCCCCCCCGGGCUUGAGCUGCGCAGUCUGUUAAGCAUGACAAAUAUGCCUUUCUAGUAGGUGAAUCAGCAUUACAAAUUCCAUUUUUCCUUUUGAGAAAAUUUGUGAUGCAAUUCAUACUAAUAUGAUACUUCUGCAAUGCAUAUUCGACAUGAAUGGCAACACGGCCGGGUCCCGCAGCGCCGCGAAUCUGAAAGCGGCGAGCAGCGGCCGCUGGCUGGAGGAGUCGGACAUGCCGGACAAGGAGGUGCCGGGCUUCACUCCUGUCAUGCGGCGGUACCAAGAGCAGGUGCUAGAUCUCUCUCUGAAGUUAAUGGAACUUCUCGGAACCGCGUGUGACUUGAAGGUGAAAACGUCGGUAAUCCACGCCGACAGGCAUACCCGCAGUACGGGCGGGCUGCAGAACAACAGCAAUAGGGCGGAUGGGUCAACAUCAUCUUCAAAAAGUCGCUCCACACCGCCUCCGAGAUUUGAGGAUUCCCAGAAAGUUCUCGCAGAAGGGGAUCAUGAGGUUGAACAAGAAGUUGAAGAUGACGCACACUACGACGACCAAGUUCUCCGGCGGAGUUGCGACAACGCCGUUUGUCACCACCGGAUUCUGCACUACCCGCCACUUCAGGAUUACCACAACGAAGUCUCCAUCGGCGCGCACGUGGACUACGGGUUUCUGACCAUGCUCGCGCAGGUAUCGUAAGGAAGAAUCCCCCCUCCCCAUAUCGAAAAGGGACACUUCUUAAAAUUUGUGAUGCUGAUUUGAGACGCCAAAUCGUCUCUGUGUUGCAAGAAGGCGAAUCCAAAAACUCCGCCGCGUUCUGAAGGCAAUUUGUAAUGCUGGGCGGCCUACGGAGGAUGCGCCUGUCUUGCCACGCGCCUACACCAAAGCGCCCCUGCUGCGGCUUUGCAUCUGGUUGCAGUCUUUCACUGCAAGGCAAAGCCGAUUUGUGUACCCAAAUCCCGCGUCACAGAUUUCCAUUUCGAUAUGGGGAGGGGGGAUUUUUCCUUUUGAUAGCAGGACAUGGUCGGCGGCCUGCAGGUGCUGAACGCGAAGCGACACGUAUCAUUUGUAAAAACGUUCCCACCCCAGAGUUGUCAUGCAAAUGCACAAUGACAGGAACAUUUGUAAUGCGCAUCCCCUUGAGAGGCAUUUCCAGUCGUGUUUUGGAAUUUGUAAUGCUGUAAACAGGAUAAGUGAAUGGCUUUCUCAUGCGGCUUUCCUUGCUAACCAGCACUACACUGCAGAUGGAAACUUAUCAUGCAGAACUCCCAAAACUUGGAGACUUGUGUUGCAGAUUCCCCAUCUUGACUAUGGUGUGGGCACGUUUUUGCGUAGGAUAACACGCCUGGAUUCACGUGCCGCCAAUCAAGCACGCGUUUGUGGUGAACUUUGGUUCCAUGUUGGCGCAGUGGACCCGGCACAAGAUAAAAGCGACCAUCCACCGGGUCGUGAACUUGUCCACGGCGGAACGGUAUUCCAGUCCGUUCUUCUUCCGCCCGAGCCUGACGACCGUUCUGGACCCGAGGGUUUUCGAUAAGGAGAGGAAAAAGGAUGUUGACGAUGACGACGAACCGGCAUUGACGUGCGAGCAAACGCUGAUGCACUUCUACACGAAAUCCGGGCAGGCAAAGGAAGGGAAGAAAAAGUAGAAGAUGUCGUGAGUGUCGUUGUCAAGGACGGGAAGAUGAAGUAGAGUGUUGCGGAGUACACGUGCUAUUCCUAGUUCGUUGUUGCAAAGUAGAAGUUUUUCCAAGUAAGAAAAUACCCCGAUGAAUUUUCCUUAUUUCAAAUCCUCGUCAAGGUUAACAGCCUCGUCGAGAAACCAUAACACUCCUUGUUGGGCACUUUUGUCCUGAAGAGAUCCUCGUUUUCCACCAAAUCACGAAAUUGAAAAAGCUUCACGACAAGAACUUUACUCUGCGGACAGCAGAUGUUGUGUGAUUGUGUCUCAUUACGCUCAGCACACAAGAAGAAACGCAGCCUGCGUCUGCGUCUGCGCCGUGGUUCCCUUCGAAAAUAGAUAAUCCUGUGAGAGCCUGGUUACCGCAUGAGGAAGUGGCGUGGGAGCAACGACAGGAGAGAAUUCAGAGGGUUGUAGAAGGCUGUCUUGUUCUCAGUACUGUAUGUGUCGUGUGCACCUGCACUGCCACUGGCUGCCAGCAGCGUUCGUAAAAGAAAAUAAAGACGCAGCGAGAA
This is a messenger RNA of Amoebophrya sp. A120, 4683 nucleotides long. NCBI's taxonomy places the organism in Eukaryota, Dinophyceae, Syndiniales, Amoebophryaceae. The record is from the annotation of a GenBank genome assembly.